This is a messenger RNA of Toxorhynchites rutilus septentrionalis, 2268 nucleotides long. RefSeq names its product probable tubulin polyglutamylase ttll-15 (gene TTLL15). Bases 483 to 2138 code for a protein of 551 amino acids. The record is from RefSeq and is a predicted model, not a curated record. The transcript has 2 exons. Gene Ontology annotation, biological process: protein modification process. Lineage: Eukaryota; Metazoa; Arthropoda; Insecta; Diptera; Culicidae.
GAUAGUAAAACAUUACAUUUCGCAUAAUAUUGUUGCUAUCGCAUGCUUUUUUUUUCAAAUACAACUUUGAUUCCUCAAUUUUAUUCUCAUCAUAAGUGUUGAGUAAUUUUCAAUCUUGUCUAAGUUUCACAUUCCGGGCCACCGCCUCAGGUGUUCUCUCAUUAGCAGCCACGAAUGGAAGUCACAAUUCAUUCAUCGUUCUCCACUUAUCGAGGGCGUUGUUAUUAGUGCCCACCAGGUGCAUUCGCUUAGGUAACGUAGGGCAAUCUUAGCGAGAAUCAUUUAAUCGAGAUUUAGAGUUGAUAAAGACUACUUAUUCAAAUUAUGUGAUUUGAAGAGUUUGGCUGUCCAUUGUAACGCAUCAUAAUUCAUGUCACGAGCGUGAAUGAAAGUCCACGCAAGUCCACUUGAAAUCUGACCUACAUUCCGCCAAAAUUUCCGAUGCCAACAGAGGGAAUCCUAAAACUGGAAGCGAACAAAUUAUGACGGAGAAACGAAAGUUGGGCAAAAAGAAGCAAUUCCCUCCGAACGCGGAAGAUGAGAGUGAAAUGGUUGAAAAAUCUAAAGUGCCAAUCCAAAUCACGCAUCAGAUUGAAGAACUGAACUGCUUUUUCGAUCUGAGGACAAAACGCGGACAGCUGUUGUUCUUCACGGUCACCAUCUUGGCCGCCACCUUAACACAGUGUCUUCCAAAAGAUACCAUCUCCAGUAUUCUUCAGCUAAGAGAACCGAGUGACAAUGUGGGACUCGGAACACAUACCUGCAAACCGGAAGUGAAAAUCGUUGAAAAAGUGGCUCAAUCCGUGGGCGAAACUCGUCCAAAGUAUUGGAUUUAUGGACGAAAUCCCAACGGUGGACAUUUGAUCCACGUCCAGAAUGUUCUCCAGCGGUUGGGCGUUGAACCGGUGAGCAACGAUACAGAUGAUUGGGACCUGCUAUGGGCUCAUGACUAUCCGUUUCGGAAAGUGGAUUUACAUCAUUUGAAGCCACACCAGCUGGUGAACCAUUUUCCUGGGUCAGGUUUCAUCACAAAUAAGGUCGACUUAUCAACAACUGAAAUCAAGUAUAUCCCGAAGGCAUUUAAGCUUCCAAGCGAUGAAACGAAAUUUAGACAAUACGCCCAGGAGAACCCGGAUAAACGGUUCGUACAAAAAAAUAACCAACAUCGAUACAUCGAAAUAAAGCAGAUCGAAGAGAUCGAUUUUGGCAACAAUGACACAUUUAUCCAGGAAUACAUAGACGAUCCGCUUCUCGUGGAUGGCUACAAGUUCGAUAUCGGAGUUUACACAGUCAUCUCAUCGAUCGAUCCUCUUCGCAUCUACAUCUACAAGGGGGACAUUCUCUUCCGUUACUGCCCAGUGAAAUACCAUCCUUUUGAUGCAAAAAAUCUGGAUAAAUAUAUCGUUGGUGAUGACUACCUACCAACAUGGGAGCUUCCAGCACUGAAACCAUUCUAUGCGAAGCUAGGCUUCGGUAUGAAAGAUUCUUUCGAUGCAUAUCUCCGACAAACGGGGCGCGAUCCAUCCAUCAUUUGGGAGCAAGUGGAGGACGCCAUUCGUUUGGCUAUACUCAAAAAAGAACCGCUGUUGGCAGCGAUCCUUUCACGAUACGCGAGCAAGCGCAACUUCUUCGAAAUGAUGCGCUUCGAUUUGGUGGUGGAUAACAAAAUGCGCGUCUUCCUGAUGGAAGCAAAUAUGAGCCCAAAUCUCUCCUCGGCCCAUUUCAAACCGAAUCGCUUGCUGUACGAGCAGGUCAUCUACAAUUUUCUGCGGCUGGUGGGCGUGGGUUCGGAUCUAGUGAGGGAGUCUUUCGCCAAGCGAUCCACAGAAACCGAAGCUAUGGUUUCGUCGCUGAAAAAUAUCGUCGUCGAAGCGGAACGCUGCUCGGUUGCUGCAUGUACUGAAUCUUGCGCCCUGGAAGAAUGUUCUCUGUGCGCUGGUUGUCUGAGCGGAGCGGAUCUGAAAGUGUUGCACGCUGCUUUUAGAGAGCACAUCAAUCGGGGAGAUAUGAAACGAAUUUUUCCAGUGCCAAAAAAUGAUCGUCGACAGGUUGAGUCGAGCGAGUUGAACGCGAAGAAUCGAUGGAUGAGUCGGUGGUUUAACGAAAAAUGCAAAGCGGAUGUUUCAUAUUGCUAUUGAUGGAAUAGAUUUUUUUGGUUAGUUUCCAGUUUUGAGGAAAUAAUGUUCGUUGUUAUGUGUUUUAAAAUUCCAAUUUCAUUCCACUCUAUACAUUUAAAUAACGUCGACAAUAAAAUUUUACUUUUUUUAA